GGGACUUAGAGAGGCUGUGAGAGAUGAAGCGACUGUAACUGUUCAGUAAUGAAUCAGUGUGGAAAGAUGAAGCUCUUACUAAGCAGUCUACUUUUCACCUCUCUCUGUACCCUCUCAUCUUGGAGUGUUUCAUUGAGCACAUUUGUUGUGACCCAGACUGCUGAUGUUUCUGUCAUGGAGGGAGAGACAACAAACAUCACCUGCUGCUGGAAAGAGAAGUUUGAAAGAGUUAGAGUGCAGUGGUUGAAAAAUCAAACAGUUAUUAAGAAUGAGAGCAGCUUCAAUCAUUCUCAAGGGUCUCUGAAACAGGAGGCAAAGAACUGUUCAUCUUUGAAUUUUUCAGAAAUCAGAACAGAGGAUUCAGGAAGAUACAUUUGCAGGGUGACUGUGGAGAUACCAACUUUAACUGUAGCUACAGGAAAUGGGACAGUCAUCACAGUUACAGCCAACCAGGCUAACAACAACAGAAAUGGUCCCAACAGUACUGUGAUAAUCCCCCUGGCUGUAGUGGGUCCUUUGCUUCUUGUCACAGUUGUCUGUUACUGUAUUCUGCAAAGAAAACAAGCACUAACAGCCAGGGUGAUCUACGAAGUUCCACACGUUGACUCUGAGACAGCAGAGAUGGACAAACACAGCACAAAUUCCUCCAGAGGCUCUUCUCAGUGGUGUCAAGUACCUGUGUAUGAAUCCUUCUACUUCGAGCAAGUGGAUCCCAAAGAAAGUGGAUGAGGAUCCACUCCAGCAUUUUCUCAUCUACUUUUUGUCAUGUAUCUUUAGCAUAUAUUCAUUUACUUCAAUUUUAAAAGGCAUCCAAAAAAAAUUCUAUUGUUGUAAAUAUGUAUAUAUUUUUCUAUAAAUUAUGU
Archocentrus centrarchus (flier cichlid) is the source of this 863-nucleotide messenger RNA. RefSeq lists its product as uncharacterized. Gene Ontology annotation, cellular component: external side of plasma membrane; B cell receptor complex. The record is from RefSeq and is a predicted model, not a curated record. Gene Ontology annotation, biological process: B cell receptor signaling pathway; B cell differentiation. The transcript is spliced from 5 exons. The coding region runs from base 49 to 729 and encodes 226 amino acids. Lineage: Eukaryota; Metazoa; Chordata; Actinopteri; Cichliformes; Cichlidae.